AUUCCGUUUUAUAAAAUUUGAGGAAAAGCGCGGGAGUGACGUGGAAAUUGCAAUGACAGUGGUCUAAAUAUAUCCGGCGCGGCGUCGCGCGUAGAGCUGGCAGCGCGCCUCAGUCGAGAUCUGACCGCCGCGAGUCACACCCGAACGAUAACGAAACAGCAAUCAUGGUUUACGAAAGUGACUUUUAUACCACCCGCCGCCCUUACAGGCCGACGUCCACCUACAGCAGCCUCACGACGUUGCCCUUGAGUCCGUUGACCUCCAUCUACUACCUUUCGUCUUCGUUUCUACCCUUCACGACCUACCACGACCCUUACGUCACGUACAUACCGCGACUCUCACAGGCGGAAUUAAUAUAUCGUCCGACGGCUCGCAGCGUGACUCGACUCGUCACAUACCCAGAGGCGCCGCACCACGUGGUCCGCGUGCGCGUGCGCCCUUCGGUGGUGCUCCGCGAACUAGACCGCAUCAACUACCGCCACCGCCCGCAGCUCGCAGUCACAGCGCUCGAUGAGUUCUACAAUGCAGAGACUACUAAGUAUUUCGAGGAUGAAAAACGCCGCAUCCGUGCCGAUACCGCGUCGCUUCUUGCCCGCGCCCGGUCCGUGGUGCCUCGUGCUAAGUCCCUCGCACCCCUGGACACAAUUUACUCAUAUUCCUAUGGUGAGCCUGUGCCAUACCGUUACAGCAGCGAUGCUUAUAUCGCUGGACUACCACCGUCUCUACGCAGCGUCGUCCACCACAUCAACAACAUAUCUUUCUACAAGUACCAGGAGCCCCCGAAAAAGUUCACAGGACGCGGCCACCUCGCGUGUCUGCACUACGCCGGCAAUAAAGCCUUCUCCAACCGCCGACCCCUCUACAAGGAGUUGAGCAUCAGGGAUGACGUCAAUCUGCUGUCGUUCUAUGCGAAAAACAGGCUCGCCGCCGCCGGCCUGGCCGACAACGCGGUCACAGUGAAACUGCAGCCGUGGAGGCCGAGCCGCAAGUUCCAGGCUCCUAAGACGAUGGAGGAUCCUUCGGAGGAGCUGAAGGCGGCUAAGGCGGAGAGGGAGGCGAGAUUCCGAGCUACAACAGCUGAGCCUGUGCUGACACCUUCGGCGGACCUGGCGGAGAUCAAGAGGAAGAGGCAAGAGGAAGCUCGCGCAGCUGAGGAGAAAGCUUUAAAGGAAGAAGCGAAACGAGACGCGGAACGCAAAGCCCAGGCUGAGCGCGAAGCAGCAGAAAAGAAGAAGGCCGAAGAAGAAGCACGCAAGGCCGAGGAAGCCAAGCGCAAGGCCGACGAAGAAGCUCGCAGGGCCGAGGAAGAAGCCCGCCAAGCCGAAGAGGCCCGAUUAGCAGAGGAAGCACAGAAGGCCGAGGAGGCCAGAUUAGCAGAAGAAGCCAAAAUAGCCGAAGAGGCGCGUUUGGCUGAAGAGGCUAAAAAGGCAGAAGAGGCUAGAUUAGCGGAAGAAGCACGUCUAGCGGAAGAAGCUCGUCUAGCAGAGGAAGCCAAGAAGGCUGAAGAAGCCCGUUUGGCCGAAGAGGCCCGUUUGGAAGAAGAAAGGCAAGCGGAGGCCCGGAGGCAGGAGGAACUCGCUCGCCUUGAAGAGCUGGAGAAACAGGCUCAGGAUGAGCGAGAGGAUGAACUCGCAAGACAGGCGGCUGAAUUAGCGGAAAUCGCGAGACAAGAAUCAGAACUAGCCGCCGCCCGUUUGGAAGAGCUCUCACACAGCGGCUCCGCGGCUGAAGUACCCGAAGCUGAGGCCGAGUCCCAAGAACCCGAGCCCGUUGUGGAAGAGCCCGAAUCCCCCGUAGACGAGCCCGCGCCCGCCGAAGACCCCGUCGAGGCCAGUGAAGACGAAAAGGCAGAGCCUGACGUCACGGACGAAGAAUAAACUAAACUCCAUCAUUGUUAACAUGAAGGGAUACUUCGAGCAACACCGAGGACACACAGCAAUAUCUUACUGUACAAAAAUCUCUGCCAUUUUUUUAAGGAGGAACACGUGCACACAUACAAAAUUGAACCGAAAUCGACACAUGCGUAGAUGAUUGACAAGAGUUACAAACAAAUCUAGCACACCUCAAUCUGUGUUUGUGCGGACGAGUAAAUAGACGCAUAUCGCGCUCAUUACUCUCUCAC
This is a messenger RNA of Leguminivora glycinivorella, 2122 nucleotides long. RefSeq lists its product as uncharacterized. The coding region runs from base 165 to 1877 and encodes 570 amino acids. The transcript is spliced from 11 exons. NCBI's taxonomy places the organism in Eukaryota, Metazoa, Arthropoda, Insecta, Lepidoptera, Tortricidae. The record is from RefSeq and is a predicted model, not a curated record.